Messenger RNA from Geosmithia morbida, 1743 nucleotides. RefSeq lists its product as uncharacterized. Gene Ontology annotation, cellular component: SCF ubiquitin ligase complex. The record is from RefSeq and is a predicted model, not a curated record. Gene Ontology annotation, biological process: SCF-dependent proteasomal ubiquitin-dependent protein catabolic process. The transcript has a single exon. Gene Ontology annotation, molecular function: protein binding. Lineage: Eukaryota; Fungi; Ascomycota; Sordariomycetes; Hypocreales; Bionectriaceae. The coding region runs from base 1 to 1743 and encodes 580 amino acids.
AUGCAGAUCAAACGGCGCCUAUCCUGCGAAGAUGACAACUGCGACGCGGCAGAAGACUAUAUCAGUCGGUCUCGCCUACAUAAGCGCAUCUGUCCAUCUACCGACGAUUCCAUAAUCAGCCGACCUCCCGUACGCGACACAAUAUCUACUCUACCUGCCGAGAUCCUCGUCCGUAUACUGUCCUUCCUCGGCGAGACGACCCUGCUCGAGAUCUCGACCGUCUCCCGCCUCUUCCACCGCGUCACGGCCGAUCAGCAUCUGUGGCGCCUGCACUAUUACCGCCGGUUCAUCCUACCGCGCGCACAUCUGAUACCAGGCUUCCGGAAAGGUGCCGUCCGGAAUGGCAGCUCAUACAGUAGCAGCCGAGCGAGCAGGCCUGAACCCACGAGCCGCUCCGGAGAUUCUGUCGACUGGAAACAGUCGUACAAGCUGCUGCACAACUGGGCCCGGGGGCGGUGCGAUGUCGAGGAGCUUCAAAUCCACCCCCGUGAGCCCAUGAUGCUCGGCCGGACCAUCGGUAGGACGCUUGUCAAGGUGGUCGAGGGACUAGCUAUCACGGCUGACGUCGCAUCGGGCCUCAUGGUCUGGGAUCUUCGUACGCGUUCGCCCGUAGCCCAGACAGGUCUUGAGCCGAGUUCCGGAUGCCAGGUUCAUCCGACGUGCUUGGCCGUCGACGAUGAGCUCCUGUCCCAGGGCGGGGUAGGCAUCGCUGCGGGCUUUGACAAUGGCACCUUUGGCGUAUGGAGAAUGGACCUGGCCAACAAACAGCUGAUUAAGCUUUGCCGUCACAGCAGGGGACCACAGGGUCGCCUCGAGGCCAUUGCAUACUGCCAGCCGUAUGUUCUAGCGGCGUCGACGGGAGGCUACGUUGCCGUGUGGACGCUGGACGCGCAUUGGCAUAAUGGGACUGAUGGCGAUGCUACCAAGGCCAAAGAUGCCCGCGCCCCGCACAUGGUGCGUUCUCUGAGGUCGCACAGCACCCGCGCGCCUCUGACACUGUCGAUGCGCAGGGUAUCGUUGUCAGUCAUUGCAUCAAUAGUGUACACUCUGGACACUGUCGGCGGCUGGUGCAUCGGCAUUCAGGACUUCGAUAUCCGGCCGUCGUUGGGCGAUGGGCCGCCCGAGAUUGUUGAUUCACGCAUAGCACACACCGUACCGACUCCCAUGUACGGUGCCAGGGCACAAACAGCACCAGCUAUGUCACCACCAAAUGGUCGCGGGGUCCGCCACAUCAUCGGUAACGAGGACCAUGUUGACGAUGGCGACGACCAAAAUCAAAACUCGGUACACUCGACACCACCAUCUGCCUCCUCGCUGGGACCCAUUUGUCUCUGCUACAACCACCCUUACCUCCUGGCCACGCUGCCGGACAACACUCUGCUCCUGCACCUAUGCACCACGACGUCAACGAGGUUAACCAUUUCCCCCGGAACGCGUCUUUGGGGCCACACGUCGGGCAUCUCUGACGCUGAAAUCACUGCGCGCGGCAAGGCCGUCAGUGUGAGUGCGCGGGGUGACGAGAUUCGCGUAUGGGAGCUCGAAGGGCGUGCAGGAGGUUGCAGUGUUGAGGUGAGGCCUAGGCAACAGGAUGCCAUCCCUGAGGAGAGCAGCACGGACGCACCAGCCAUGUCCACGUCUUUAGAUUUCAAGAAGAACAAGGUAGGGUUCGACGAGGAAAUGGUCAUUGUGCUCAAGGAGGCGCUCGAUGGAAGAGAGUCUCUCAUGGUAUAUGAUUUCACAUGA